AUGGAUAUCUUUAGAGUCCUUUCAAGGGGAGCUAACGUUAAGAAAAACGACAAAAAAGUUUGCAAAGAUGUGGAUUUUAGCAUGGUAGAGAAUAAGAACAAAGAGGACGAUAAAAACCUCUCUAAAGAACUUGACUUUUUCCACAAUAAGAGAAUAGUGAAAAAAGUAGAAGAUUCGAAGAAAACUGAGGAAGAAUCCUUUGAAAAUCAAGUGCAUUCAUUAGUUGAGAAUGAGAUUGGUCAACCAAAAAUCUCCAACGCUGAAGAAGCCAUGGCUUUGCGUAAAUCCUAUAAAUCAAAUGUUACUGGUGAAGAUAUACCAUUGCCGAUCGGAUCUUUUGAAGAUCUUAUAACACGAUUUCAAUUUGAUAAACGUCUGCUGAAUAAUUUGAUUGAAAAUCAUUUCACUGAACCAACUCCCAUCCAAUCUGAAGGUAUUCCGCUGGCUCUUAACAAUCGCGAUAUCGUGGCAUGUGCUCCAACGGGUUCUGGUAAGACCUUGGCCUUUCUAAUACCUUUACUGCAGCUAAUCAUCUCUGAUGGUAAAGAUUCCAAUGGUCUAAAAGGCCUAAUUAUAUCACCAACUAAGGAACUGGCGAAUCAGAUUUUCAUAGAAUGUUCCAAAUUGGCUCAGAAGGUUUUUUUGGAUAGGAAAAGACCAUUACAAGUUGCCUUGCUGUCAAAAUCUCUUAAUGCCAAGCUUAAAAACAAGGCGGUGAGCGAUAAGAAAUACGACAUAUUAGUUACUACUCCCUUGAGAUUAAUAGACGUGGUGAAAAAUGAAGCUUUAGAUCUAUCAGGAGUGAAACACAUUAUCUUUGAUGAAGCUGAUAAGCUUUUCGACAAAACGUUCGUUGAACAGACAGAUGAUAUAUUGAGCUCCUGUAACAACCCAAAACUGCGUAAAUCAAUGUUUUCCGCAACUAUACCUUCUAAUGUAGAAGAAAUCGCUAAUAGCAUUAUGAUGGAUCCCGUAAGAGUCAUCAUCGGUCAUAAAGAUGCAGCAAAUGCCAACAUCAAGCAAGAUGUAAUUUACUGUGGUAAUGAAGAAGGGAAACUAAUUGCCAUAAGGCAAUUGGUUCAGGAAGGUGAGUUUCGUCCACCAGUUAUCAUUUUCUUGGAAUCCAUUACCAGAGCCAAGGCUCUGUACCAUGAACUGAUGUACGAUGGAUUAAAUGUGGACGUCAUUCAUGCAGAGAGAACCCAAAUUCAGAGAGAAAAGAUUAUCGAAUCUUUUAAGAGUGGCGAAUUGUGGUGUUUAAUCUGUACCGACGUUCUUGCCCGUGGUGUUGAUUUCAAAGGUGUCAAUCUUGUCAUAAACUAUGACGUGCCAAGGACGGCACAAGCUUACGUGCACAGAAUCGGUAGAACUGGUAGAGGGGGCCGCUCAGGGAAAGCAGUCACUUUUUACACAAACCUAGAUUCUUUGGCAAUCAAACCCAUCAUCAAUGUGAUGAAGCAAAGCGGUUGCGAAGUGGCCGAGUGGAUGGACAAGUUCUCAAAGAUUACUAGAAGGGAAAAGGAUAAGAUCAAGCACGGUAAAGCACAUAUUGAUAGAAAGCAAAUUAGUACAGUACCUAAAGUGGAGAGAUUAAAGAGGAAGCGUAAGCGGGAUAUGGUUGAAGCGUCUAAAAAGAGGAAACAAGAUGAAGAAUAA
Torulaspora delbrueckii is the source of this 1656-nucleotide messenger RNA. RefSeq names its product RNA-dependent ATPase ROK1 (gene ROK1). Gene Ontology annotation, molecular function: RNA helicase activity; ATP binding; nucleic acid binding. Bases 1 to 1656 code for a protein of 551 amino acids. Gene Ontology annotation, biological process: maturation of SSU-rRNA. The transcript has a single exon. The record is from RefSeq and is a predicted model, not a curated record. NCBI's taxonomy places the organism in Eukaryota, Fungi, Ascomycota, Saccharomycetes, Saccharomycetales, Saccharomycetaceae.